Laccaria bicolor S238N-H82 is the source of this 2175-nucleotide messenger RNA. RefSeq lists its product as uncharacterized. The transcript has 14 exons. The record is from RefSeq and is a predicted model, not a curated record. NCBI's taxonomy places the organism in Eukaryota, Fungi, Basidiomycota, Agaricomycetes, Agaricales, Hydnangiaceae. Bases 1 to 2175 code for a protein of 724 amino acids.
AUGGCAGCUACUAGUGAGCAACCGUAUACGGGAGUGCUUGGCAAGGUGUUCACAAGUCCAAGCAAGCGACGCGCAAAGAAAAAAACUACAACACUUGCCAAGCAUCUUGGGCAAGACAAGAAGAUAAACGAUCUAAGGAGGAAGUUGGAGAUGCUGCAAAACACUCGGCCUGAUACGACAAAGCAGAUAUCCCAAAAGGACGAGUCUAUGACGGAGGUGGAGCCAAUUCCACCCCCUGUUCAAGGCGAUGAUCAAUUUGAGGCGUACGGGGACGUACCAAUCGACACCGACCUACCGAGCAAUCUAACGCCGAGCUGUCCAAUGGAUCUGCCUCGCAAGGCGCGUGGAGUUUUGCCUAACAACGAUUCGCACAAGCUCUUCAACCGGUGGAAGCACGUUCUACCCUCCCUCGUCAAUCCACUUCCGUCGCACAUUUCAUCAACGAUGGGGAAAAAGUGGGAGAUGCCGAAAGAGGUCAGAUCUCAGUGUGGUCACCCUACGUCGUAUUUUGAAAGGGUCAAUGUUGUCUCUUGUCAAUGUCAAGACCUACUCCAAACAUUCACGCUCAAUGGUUUCUUUCCCACGUCACCCACGCAGCCUCGCGUUGGAAUUUCGAUUGAACUCCUCGACUUCUAUCAAGCCUUGUUCGAAUGCUCCUGUGAUGCCGUUCAAUCUGUAGCAAGUGCGCUUCAGACACAUUAUGAACGUCGUGGUUUUCACUAUCGAAAUACAGCGAGGGAAGUGGUCAAGGAUCCAUUCCGUCGUUGUAUCGGUCACGCCGUUCAGUGGUACGACAACAUGCGAGGCCACGUGAACGACAUCGUCGAACAAGCCCUGAGGUCAGCCGAUGAGAUGGCGAGAAAUAUGAAGCUUUCUCAGUCACUCUCGACACCAUCUCCUCCAUCUCCUUCCCUUCGAUACAGAUCAGGGAAUACAAUUCCUCAGUCCCCCUCUCAGCGAGCUGGAUUAGUUGGCAGUUUGUCAGCUCAAGUGGGUAACGCUCGUACCGAAUGUGCGAGAAUCCUUCAACAACGAUGUCCUGCUUGCUUUUCUACUACCAUCUAUGGACGUACCGGGAAUCAAGGGGCGGACUUCGUGGUUAGCACUGACGGUAACUUCAGUCAACGUCAUAUGGCGUCUGCUGGGGAUUGCCCCAAAUUUUAUGAACCAUCCUAUUUUCUCCCCAAGGAGUUCGUUGAUAAUGUUGGUGCUCGGAUUGAUGCUGCUCGACCCAAACGACGUCGUGGCCCUGUUCUCGUCCCUGAUGAGGCUGUUGAUCAGUGCGAGAGUGGCCACAUCGCUGGCAAAGGAACCAACACAAAACAAUUUGAUGACGGCGGUGUCAUGGCGCUGAUAUGCCGCCAUGACAUUCCACUAUUUCUUGUCAACAUUGACACGCCAGGUGAGCAGCAGAAAUAUCCGGUAGCGCUGGUGGAGCAUCUCUUCACCUUGAUUCCGGAUCGUGCAACCGUCGCCAUUCUUUACGAUGUUGCUUGUGUACUGGAACGCAGUCUACAGAAGUUUGACUUCUUGCCUGACGAUAUCCUCGCACAAACAACCUUCGGCACCACAGUGCUAUGCAUGCUUACGGACAUCACAUCACACAUCCACACAUCCACCACACCGCCAACCGUGACACGCCGCAUUCUGAGAAGAUCAUCCCACAACCAACACCACACGCGAAAGCGACUAGGCUGUAUUGCAGCCUCUGAGGAUGUGACGAGAAUUGGGGCAUUGGUUGUAGCCUUCACAUUCCGUAUCGUUGAAGUUCGAUGCCGGGGAUGCAUGACAGAGGUAGCACAAGAAGUUAGACAUGUAUGUCUAACAGCCUUCAAUGGAAUAGGGUGGGGUCGGGGCCACAGGGUUCCACCAUGUAUCCACGCCUUCGCGCUUGAAAGUCAAGAGAUUCUACCGGACAACACACACCCGCGCUUCGGAGGUUGCUCGCACCUUGUCGUCCGUGAGGUGGCCGCUCAAGCAGCCAACCUUAUGGAAGGCGUCCUCAAUAAAGGAUCAUAUCCAUACUGCUCUGCAGAAUGUACCAUUUGGUGCUUGCGCCAAUGGUCGGACAUCGUGUUACCUAUCUUCCCGUUGAGUGUAAAACAAAUAGAGACCGUCGAGACCAGAGAUGGAAUUCUUGAGUGCGCCGCUUCACCCUGCAUGAAAGCCGUAUAA